AUGGAGAGAACUGUGGGGACCAUCAAGGCAAUGUGCCACAGUCGGUCGUCUCCAAACCGCAACCUGUCGCUGCAGAUGUUGGAGCGUGAGAGAUUUCAAUACCUGCCCCUAAUCGCUAUAGUUCCCUUCGGUUUUAACGACUCGGAGACAAAGGAGAAACGUCUGUUUGGACUCAGUGAAAGAGACAAAGCCUUCUAUCCCGAUUAUCCGGACUGCCUACUCAUGGGGCCAAAGGUUUCACGCCUACUCAACCGGUAUGAGAGGGCCAACCUUAGAGGGCUUCAUGCAAGCGUAACGGGCAGAAGUUCACGUGCACUGCCUGCUGAGCUAUUCUCUUGUGUGUUCAAGCUGUGGGGAAGAGCAGUGGCUGGUAAGGUUCUCAAUAAUGAGAAUGAUUAUGAGGUGGUAGGCUCCAAGAUCCCAAACGCGCAGGCUGCCUUUCGUGUUGCUACAUCUCAGCGGAACGAUUCAUGGGUUCGUUGUAUUAUGGCUGAUGAUGAUGAAAACGAUACAUUUUACAUUGGAAGGGUGAUGUUCUUCAUGCAGUAUGAGAUUGAGUCAGAGGAUGGGGAGGAGGGACCCGAUCAAUAUAUGUUGGCAUACGUUGAACAUAUGGACGUGGGGAGAGUGAGGAAGGUUAAGUUGGCUUACAGAGUGGAGCAUCGUGGUGUCCAAAAACUGUUUGUGGAAUUAACAGAUAUUCAGGAAUUAGUAGGUGUCAUCAAGUCACGCGGUAAGGACUUCUUGGUGUCAAGAAGCUCGUGCUUCUGGCCAAAGAAGAAUUUUUACUGGAGAGAGCAUGUUGACAACAAGAAUCUUUUUGAUGAUGCUAGCGGGCUUGAAUAG
This is a messenger RNA of Morchella importuna, 846 nucleotides long. RefSeq lists its product as uncharacterized. NCBI's taxonomy places the organism in Eukaryota, Fungi, Ascomycota, Pezizomycetes, Pezizales, Morchellaceae. The coding region runs from base 1 to 846 and encodes 281 amino acids. The transcript is spliced from 2 exons. The record is from RefSeq and is a predicted model, not a curated record.